Molecule: messenger RNA, 1025 nt
Organism: Ricinus communis (castor bean)
Lineage: Eukaryota; Viridiplantae; Streptophyta; Magnoliopsida; Malpighiales; Euphorbiaceae
Product: non-specific lipid transfer protein GPI-anchored 1
Exons: 2
Coding region: 282-836 (184 amino acids)
Biological process (GO): lipid transport
Molecular function (GO): lipid binding
Source: RefSeq, a predicted model, not a curated record
CUUCUUAUUACACCCUCAACAACCUUGAUGGAGCUCCAUUUAUAACUCUUCACUUUCCUUGUUCUACUACGACAACUCCACCUUUCCAAUCUCAACCAUUGAUCUAAAUAGAUUGCGGGCCCUCACUCACAUGGACGGUUAAGAGACAGGAGUGAUAGACCACUUCUUAACAUUCAUUGACAAUAAAAAGGCCAAACCUUUUAUUAUACAGGGAAGCUUAUAUUUUUUUAGAACACAAAAGAAAGAAGAAGGAAAGGGAGUUAAAGAAUCAAAUAAAGAAAAUGGGUUGUCAAUCUCUGUUUGUGCUUAGCGUUUUCUUGAUUCUUUCCUUGAAUUGUUGUUCAGUUUCCAGUGAUAAUAUAGCCGAGGAGUGCAGCAGUGAAGUGCAGAAGGUGAUGCCUUGCUUGGACUACGCAAAAGGGAAAAUAGAUACACCACCAAAGGGUUGUUGUAGUGCAGUGAAGGAUAUGAAGGACAGUGACCCAAAAUGUUUAUGUUUUAUAAUGCAACAGACGCAUAAUGGUAGUGCGGAGAUCAAGAGUUUGGGUAUUCAAGAGGCUAAGUUGCUUCAGCUUCCUUCUGCUUGUCAGCUGCAAAAUGCCAGCAUUAGUUUCUGCCCUAAGCUUCUAGGAAUACCUCCCAACUCUCCAGAUGCUGCCAUUUUUACAAAUGCUACAUCAACAUCAACUCCUGCCGCAACCGCAACUCCAGGAACAUCCGCGCCAGACACAUCUAACAAUGAUCGCCCCAAUGGGACUAUGCAUAGGCCUUACUUGGCGAUUGCUACGGCCAUUUUCAUCUACAUUUUCACUGCUGGAUCAGCCUAUAGGUUCUAGACUUUAGGGUCAUGGCCACAAAAUGGGAACAGUAAAAGUGAACCCUGUGCUCUCUUCUUUUGUUUUUUGUUUUUUUUUUUUUUUAUCGUUGUGGUGCUGGUGGUUGCUCAAGACUUCGUCGGAGUUUCUAUGCAUUUUAUUGUAAUCUUGAGUUUGUGACUUCUCUAUGACAUGUUCUUUUUAUCUGAA